Eruca vesicaria subsp. sativa (arugula) is the source of this 972-nucleotide messenger RNA. The record is from the annotation of a GenBank genome assembly. NCBI's taxonomy places the organism in Eukaryota, Viridiplantae, Streptophyta, Magnoliopsida, Brassicales, Brassicaceae.
UUCGAAGCCCAACAACGCCGAUUGUCGUCACGUUCUCCUCAUCCAAUCUUCUGCUUCACGAGCUCUGAUUCGGCUUAAAGCUAAGGCCUUUGACGAAACAUCAGAUGCUAACGUUACAAGGAUUGGACUGAGACGAAAGGAAGCUUUUUUUUUUUUAUGGGUACCGGGUCAAGUUCGGAUCCGGAGUCGAGUUCGUCCGGGUGGAGCAGGGCUCCUGGUUUGGUAGCGAAGGCUCUGUUUCUGAUCGGCGGCGCUGUUCUCCUGAAGCGUCUCACGAAAUCCACCACUCGCUGGGACCACUCUCAAGUCGUCUCUCGCUCUCUCAGUGGCGAGAAGUUUUCAAAGGAGCAGGCAUCAAAGGAUCCUGAUAAUUACUUCAACAUAAGAAUGAUGAGCUGUCCAGCAGCUGAGAUGGUGGAUGGUUCGCAGGUUUUGUAUCUCGAGCAGGCAUUUUGGAGAACACCUCAAAAACCCUUUAGACAAAGAUUGUACAUGGUUAAGCCUUGCCCAAAGGAACUGAAAUGUGAUGUCGAGGUGAGCUCAUAUGCAAUUAGAGAUGCUGAGGAGUACAAAAAUUUCUGUGACCGCCCAAAGGACCAACGCCCGCUUCCCGAAGAAGUUAUUGGUGACAUAGGGGAGCAUUUGACAACCAUACAACUUAGCUGUUGCGACCGCGGAAAGCGUUGCUUAUAUGAAGGAUCAGCUCCACCUGGUGGUUUCCCAAAUUCAUGGAAUGGUGCAAGCUAUUGUACAUCUGAUCUUACAGUCCUGAAAAACAAUGAGAUACACCUCUGGGAUCGCGGGUUUGAUGAUGAUGGAAACCAGGUAUGGGGACCAAAGGAAGGCCCGUACGAGUUCAAACCGGCUCCGUCAUCGUCAAGCAUCAACAACGAUGUGUUCUCUCCUUUGAAUAUAUUUCCUCAAUCUACACUUGAUAAACCAAUCAAAGGAUCCUUCAUUUUGCAAGAGUAG